Lates calcarifer (barramundi perch) is the source of this 1859-nucleotide messenger RNA. RefSeq names its product polymeric immunoglobulin receptor. Bases 1 to 1446 code for a protein of 481 amino acids. NCBI's taxonomy places the organism in Eukaryota, Metazoa, Chordata, Actinopteri, Centropomidae. The record is from RefSeq and is a predicted model, not a curated record. The transcript has 8 exons.
AUGUGGAGCCCUCAAAAUCUGCUGUUCAUCUUCUGCUUUGCUCUGAGUGGUGCAGCAGCAGUGAUCCAUGUGUCUGGAUAUGAAGGGAGAGAUGUUAAUGUUUCCUGCUCCUAUGGAGAAGGUUAUGAGUCCUAUGAGAAAUACCUGUGCAGGAAUGACUGUGGCAACAGUGAUGUUCUGAUUACGACUACAAAAGCAAAGAAGAACAAAUACUCCAUCUAUGAUGACAAAAAGAGAAGAGUCUUCACAACGACCCUCUCUGAUCUGAGCUCUGUGGAUGCUGGGAAAUACUGGUGUGGGGUGACCAGGACUGGAAAGGAUAUCUACACUGAAGUAAGAGUGGAAGUAGAGCCAGACAGCUGCUGUGAUCGUUCCACCAACAUUCAAAGUUAUGAGGGAGGUUCAGUGUCCAUCAGUUGUUCAUAUGAGUCUGAGGACCAGAACAACCUGAAGUACAUCUGCAGAGGAAAGCAGCCCUCCACAUGUCUGCAGCAGGCACUAAUCACCUCUGACAACAAACGAAAAGGACGGUUCAGACUUACUGAUGACAAGGAGUCAAGGAAAUUCACAGUGAAUAUUACCAGUUUGACCCAAGAGGAUUCUGGGUCGUACCUUUGUGGCGUCCAUAGAAACACUGGCCUGGAUGUUUUCUCUGCUGCUGAGCUGGAAGUCAAAGAGUGGUGCUGUGUGAAAUCAAACAUACUGACUGGCACUAUGGGACGUCCAUUAACUAUGCAGUGUCCCUAUCCACCACAACACGAGACAAACAGGAAGUUCCUCUGUAAGGGAGACCAGCGCAACAACUGUACAGACAUGGUGACGAGUCAAACCUCAGGCCAGACUGACCUCAGGUUCACACUGCAAGAUGAUGUUUCUUCCAGCUCUUUCUCAGUGACGAUCACAGAGCUGAAAGCAGAUGAUGCUGGGACAUACUGGUGUGGUUCAGACUCACAGUGGAGUCCUGGAAACUACACCAAGAUUCAGCUGUUAGUAGUGUUUCCGACCAGCACUGUAAUCUCUACCACCAUUGUGGAAACUGUCAGAUCACAACAACCCAUAUCAACCCAUAUCCCUAGCAAACCUCUCAAAGAUCCAUCUCUCUUUCACUCUGUGGUUUUCAUUGUGCCUGCUGUGCUGCUGCCCAUACUCAUAUUUGCCCUGGUUAUAGUUUGUAAAUACAAAUGUUACAAAGAGCAAGGAGGUGGAGUCAACAUGAACAGAAACAAGACCAAGGCAGCAGAUGCAGAGGAAGCGAUGGGUGGAGCAGAUAUUUAUGAAAAUCAAGAAGUUGUGGCAGGCUCAAUGAAGGGGAGCUCCAAAAAGCAGAGCACCUGCCACCAGUAUGUUGAUACAGGUGGAGACCAACAAGAUUCUAUUUAUCAAAACUUCAACAUAACAGACGACAUCUACUGUAACGAAUUUUACAGUAAAGGAGAAAAGAGAUAAGAGAGAAUCUUGUAUUUUUUACUCACAUUUAUAGCAAAGUUAUCCUGUUUGUAUUUCUUAAAAAUCUGUCCAACAGCCUGUCUCAUUUUAUAAUUACCAUCUGACUUAUUCAGUACUUGCAUUUUCAUUUAUUUAACUUUUAUUUUAUACGUUUGCUUUCACCUGUACACUUUUUAUGAUGCUUACUGUUAAUAUAACAAACAGUUUAACACACCUGCACUCCUUGUAAGAAACUGAGAAUGUUAGUUUUAGCUAAAUACCCCAAAUAUAAGAUACCUACAUGUGUAUAUGUACCUCUGGUAAGAGUGAAUAAAGGAAACCAAGAAAAUCCAGUCUUUACAAAGCAUAGUAAUCCAAGUAUAAUCCAGAUUUUUCAUGGAUUGAAAUAAAGUGGUGCAAAGCAACAAAAUAUA